AUGAAGUGCUUACAAAGAUUAACGACAACACAUCUUUUGAGAAGAGUUCUUGAGAACCAACAUAAAUUUAUUCAACUUUUGCAACAGCAACAAGUUCGAUCAUGCAGCACUGGACGAUUACAAGAAGCUAUCAAGCCUGAAGAUGAAGACUAUCCACAACUUAAAACGAUCGAUCCAUCAACAUCAUAUUAUCCGACCUCAAAACCAUUCAAACAUGCUCCCGAAGUUGGUGAUCAGUUCACUCAUUCGCAAUUGGCGGUUAGAUUGGCUGCACCUCAUCAACUUCAUCCAAAGCCUGAUGCUGAUGAUUUGGUGUUUGGAAAACAUUUCACUGAUCACAUGUUGAAGAUCGCUUAUCAUCGUCGCUUGGGUGGAUGGCAAAAGCCCGAAAUCAUGCCAAUGGAAAAUCUUGUUCUCCAUCCAGCUGCUAAAGUUUUCCAUUACGCUGUUGAGCUUUUUGAGGGAAUGAAAGCUUAUCGAGGUGUUGAUGGAAGAAUCAGAAUAUUCAGACCCGAAAUGAACAUGGCAAGAAUGAAUGCAAGUGCACAACGAUCAGGUUUACCAACAUUUGAAGGUGAUGAGUUUAUAAAGUGCAUGUCACGACUCGUAACAAUUGAUCAGGAAUGGGUGCCACAUACUGAAGCUGCAAGUUUAUAUCUCAGACCAACACUUAUUGGAAUUGAACCAACACUUGGCGUUGCAUCAUCUGACUCUGCACUUUUGUAUACGAUUUUAUCACCAGUUGGCGGAUAUUUCACAGCUGGUGCAACAAGUAUGGGAGUUUCACUUCUUGCUGAUCCACGGUAUACUCGAGCAUGGCCUGGUGGCGUUGGAGAUCGGAAAAUGGGAUCCAAUUAUGCACCAACCAUUCAAAUCCAAAAGGAAGCAACUGCACAAGGCUUACAACAAGUUUUAUGGCUCUAUGGAGAAGAUCAUCAAGUAACUGAAGUCGGAACAAUGAAUUUCUUCAUGUUAAUGGUCAAUGAACAAGGCGAACGUGAACUGAUAACACCUCCAUUAAAUGGACUCAUUCUUCCUGGUAUCACACGCGAUUCCAUUCUUCAUCUUGCUCGUGACUGGAAACAAUUCAAAGUGACUGAAAGAACAAUCACAAUGUUUGAAGUCAAGAAAGCUUUGUACGAGAACAGAAUUCUUGAGAUGUUCGGAGCCGGAACUGCUUGUGUUGUGUCGCCAAUUGAGCGAAUUUAUUACAUGGGUGAGAAUUUGAUGAUUCCAACAUUAGAUCACGAUGAACCUGUGUGGAAACAAAUCUGCACAACCCUCACUGACAUUCAAUAUGGAAAAAUUAAACAUCCAUGGGGUGUAACUAUCGAUUAAAUGCUAAGAAAUUGCAAAUAUUAAAUUAGUUUAAAGCUUCUCUCGAAUAAGUUCAUAUGUACAUAUACAUUAAAAGCUUCUUAAAUAUUUGUUGUUAUGCCAAAAUUUAGACAAAGUGACAAUCCUCUGCGGGUCAGUAGAUUAUCAAAUGAUUCAUUGUAUCAGUGGAGAGCGAGACUUUUAAUGCUGAUGAAAAAGCAAUUAAGUACAAAAAAUUACGAAGUGUUUUCAUUUUUCAUAAAUAUUGAGAUGAUUGUUAACAACUUGAGAUGUGACGAAGGCAGAUGAAAGUAUCUUUAACUUUAGAAAUUUUUACUUGUAUAUAGACUUAUUCUUGUAAGGUUUGAAAUGUUUAAAAUAUUUUAGUUUAGUUUAGCAUAUAUCGAAGUAUACGUAAGGUCAAUGUUAUCACGACUUUGUUUAAAAAAGAGAGUCGGAUGUGCUACAAAAACACAAAUGUCUUCCAAUUUUAUGUCGUCAUAACACUCAAACCUGUCUUGUUUGCAUUCGACUUUUCCUACAAGCGACGAUGAGGUCAAGGAAUUGAUCAUGGAUAAGAAUAAGUUAACAGACAAGAAACCGGAAGAAUUUAAGUGCCAAAAUGUCUUUUAAAAGAAUGAACAUGGAAUGAUUGCCUUUUCAAAAAUCGGGACUUCCAGGAAGUUAUUUUGGAGAUAACUUGGUUAAGCAAAAGAUUUCUGAGAAGUCUUGAUUUUCGAUAGGUAAAACUUGAUUGAAGUUGUUCUGCCGAUGUAAUGUCUAACAUUGAAUUAGUUAAAAUAUUUAAUUUUUAAGGCUUUUCCUACUCUUACAUAUUGCCAAUUGAUAAUUGCAAAGUUUCGGCAGCAAAUCAUUAAAUUAUAAAACAUUUGAAUAUCUGUUUAGAUAAUUAAUAUUUAUGAAUUUAAGGCAUCAUUAUUGGUUUAAGGCUAAUUUCGAGAACACGAAAUAUUUUGUAAAUAGUGAAAAAGAAAAAAUUGCGUACGACUCAUGAUGCAUUUAGACGAAGAAUCAAACCACGAAACGAAUUUAAAUUCCAAAUUUCUUUUUGUUUUCUUCUGAUCGAUUGGUAUUAAGUCCUUAAACAUUUUUGUUUUGUUUUUUGUUAGUUUGUUUAAAGAAAACUCAUGCAAAGCUGAAUAAAAUGCUGUGAAUAUUUACAUGAUAAAUAAAAAUAUUUUUCUUUUCUUUAAGA
Molecule: messenger RNA, 2533 nt
Organism: Clunio marinus
Lineage: Eukaryota; Metazoa; Arthropoda; Insecta; Diptera; Chironomidae
Source: the annotation of a GenBank genome assembly